Prunus mume (Japanese apricot) is the source of this 770-nucleotide messenger RNA. Its product is annotated as stress response protein. The record is from RefSeq and is a predicted model, not a curated record. NCBI's taxonomy places the organism in Eukaryota, Viridiplantae, Streptophyta, Magnoliopsida, Rosales, Rosaceae.
AAGCUCGCCAGAAACAAAAAACAAAUACAUGGUUUUAUACUUCGUCGCUCGCAACUCUGCAACAAAGCUCGCUUGUAUCUUUUAGUCUCUGGUAUCUCUGCAGCUUUUGGAUCCAUAAGAUGGGCAAAAAGAGUAAAUCAAAAACUCCCAGAGAGAUGCAAGAUAAUACAUCUACUGUAGAAGAGGAAAAAGCCUCAUCUUCGGCCAAAAAACCUACUUCUGAGAUUGAUGAAGUAUUCGCAGGGAAAAAGAGGAAGGGACCUGAAACUGAAAAGGCUAAAAAACCAGUUGAAGAUGGGAUUGAAAAACCAUCAUCUUCAGCCAAAAAGCGAACUUCUGAGAUCGAUGAAAUAUUCGCAGGGAAGAAGAGGAAGAAACCUGAAACCGAAAAGUCUAAAAAGCCUAAAAAUCCAAAUGGAGAUGGGAUAGAAAACCCCAACAAGCUGAAUAAAAAGAAGAAAGACAAAAGGAUUAGAGAUGAUGGAUUUGGGGACCUGCCUUCUAAACCGAAAAAGAGAACGCAGGAUGGCUUUGCUAUCUACACAGAAGAAGAGUUGGGAAUUAAUAAGGCAGAUGCUGGAAGCACCCCGCUUUGUCCAUUUGAUUGUUCUUGUUGCUUCUAAAUACCUGCGAAUUCAUGACAUUUCCCAGUCAUAAAAAAAUUUGGUUCUGGUUCGGGUUUUGGUUUUUGCAAUUUGAGGAUAGCUGAGUGUAUUUUUCGGCUUUUCUUAUGUACAACAGAACCUGAUUAAAUGAAUUUGAUCUUUCUU